Puccinia graminis f. sp. tritici CRL 75-36-700-3 is the source of this 252-nucleotide messenger RNA. RefSeq lists its product as uncharacterized. The transcript is spliced from 3 exons. The record is from RefSeq and is a predicted model, not a curated record. Bases 28 to 252 code for a protein of 74 amino acids. Lineage: Eukaryota; Fungi; Basidiomycota; Pucciniomycetes; Pucciniales; Pucciniaceae.
UUCCAAUGUAACGACCCACUCCGGCCCAUGGCUGUUUGCGGAUUGAGGUACAUCAAUCGUGAGACCAACAUCGUAUGGUACAGCAUGGCAAUGGCGAAUGAAGUGCGGCAUAAAUACAGACAAUGGAACUGUGGCUACACCGAAAUGUUUUGUUGUGACCCCGUAGAAACCAGCUGGCUACCCUUACUACCGAAUUCUGCCUUGCGAAUAGAGGUCAAAAAGUCAUGCAAUCCCGCCAAGAUCACAAACUGA